Sebastes umbrosus (honeycomb rockfish) is the source of this 3137-nucleotide messenger RNA. Its product is annotated as lysosomal amino acid transporter 1 homolog. Lineage: Eukaryota; Metazoa; Chordata; Actinopteri; Perciformes; Sebastidae. The record is from RefSeq and is a predicted model, not a curated record. The transcript is spliced from 8 exons. The coding region runs from base 415 to 1356 and encodes 313 amino acids.
ACUGAGUUCCUUAUUAUCCAUUAUGCUCAUCAGUAUAGAAAUAACGGUCUGUAAGGAUUUUUAUUUUGAAAAUUCUCUCAGGAUGUUGUGAUGUCAUUCAGGAAGCCAGAACCACCAGCGAUGGAUAACAUUAAGCUAGGAGCUGAUCUAUAAUGUUCUUUAAAGGCCAUACACAUCGCUUACAGGAACGUUUCAUGAUGUGGGGAAAGUUUACGCGGAUCCAUAAACCCUCUGCAGUAUCUACCGAGUCCAUUUGGUCAGACUCGUCCAAUGACAGAACAAGUCUUCACACAUCUGUUUUAUGAGGUAGCUUUGGGGUUUGUUGUUGCCAGGAUAAACACACAUCUACUCACAGUUUGGCAGCAUCAUCAUCAUCAUCAUCAGGAGGAGGACUGGUCCUGAAGCUGGGUUGCCAUGGCUACAGCGCGCUUCCCCGGUAAGAGUGUGGUGGACGUGGUGGAGGCUAACUGGACCGCAGCUCCGGCGCUGGGCCGGCCGGUGUGUGUCAACGGGACGCCGUGGAUCCUCUACCUGCUGGAGGAGUGUGUGGACAACGUGUGGGAGUACUGCAGCGUGGUCAUAGGACUCAUAUCCAUGUUCUGUUUCCUGCUGUCCACUCUGCCGCAGGUUUAUGAGGCCUAUCGGAACGGUAAAGUGGAGGAGGCCAUGUCUUUUGGCUUCCUUUUCUUCCUCUUCAGUGGAGACUUGACCAGCUUUGCAGGCUGCUACCUCACCAGCCAGCUGCCUAUUCAGAUGGUCACAGUGGUGUUCUACAUCUUCACAGACCUCAUUCUCAUCUCCCAGUUUCUCUACUAUAAGAUCAAGAACAGCUCCAGCAGAAAAAGCCCUGUGUUGAAGUGGCUGUGCUUCAUGUGGUGUGGCGCUGCUACCUUAGUUCUCCUGGCUUUACCCAAACUCAUCGUAGACAAUAGUGCAACUUUAGACACCCAGAGUCCGACUACCUCUAAAUCGGUGGAAAUCACUGGCUAUAUAUGUGGAUACCUGGCAUCUAUCUUCUACCUCAGCUCCCGCUUCCCCCAGCUCUAUAAAAAUUUCCAGCGACAGUCUACGGAGGGCACCUCGUACCUGUUGUUCGCCCUGGCCAUGAUGGGCAACGGCACGUACGGGUUGAGCGUCAUCGUGGUCCUGCCUGCACUGAAGGGCUCCAAACAGACCUUCAUCAUCAAACAUCUGGCCUGGCUCAUCGGCAGCCUGGGAGUCCUCAUACUCGACUUCUUUGUGACUGCCCAGUUCAUCAUGUACAGGAAGAACAACUCGGCUAAAAGCAGCAUGCUACUCAGCAUCCCAGAGGUGCAGCCUCUGCUGUGUGAGGAAGUGGAACUCUCCUUGUUAUAGGACACCGACAUGGACCGCACAGUCAAUAAUGGACCGGUCAGUCUACGGUUUGUUUUUGAUCAUUCUGUGGAUCCUUUGUGGUCACGGAUUUACUCAUAACAACAUAUGGGAAGAUUUCAGAAGCAUUGUAGAAGGUACCAGCAGGUGAUUCCAGUGCACUGUUAUACCGUAGUCUGAUUUUCUGCUGUUAAGAGGACAAACAUGAUCGACACUUGUAUGGUUUACCGACAGGAAACGCUACAGAAAAGAUCUGGUGAAUACAUUUUUCUCAACACCAGCGAUCAACUAGUUAAAUGAAGUACUACUUUAGUAACAUUUCUCUCUCUAGGCAGGCGAGUUAGCGCCAAUGAAAUAUGUUCCUGGUAAUGAAUGCUUUCAUUUUUGAUAAAUUUCUCCACUGGGAUUACUUGAUUUAGUUUUGGAUGGAAUAACUGUAUUUUUAUUGGCCACUGGGGACCAUACAGACACACCCAGAGGAGGAACCUUAAUGCCAGACGUCUCUUCACAAAUGCAAGCUUUAUGGAAGAAUGAAGUGCCUGUUACAUUUAUACAUCUCUGACAGGGUAAAUACUGCUGAGGACUGCAGUAUUAUACUAGGAUGCAUGGUUGACGUUUUCUUACCUGAUUUGGUAUUUUUGAGUGCCAUAAAAUACAGAGUUUGCGUGAGCACAGUAAUAGAGGAAGCUGACGGAUUGUGUGAUUGUGAUGUGAACGUACUGCAGUAGCAGGGGGCCAUCCCUCCACCUGAAUAAUGCUCAUUUGACUACAAGUGUAUAACGGGCCUCAUUUUCUAUUUCAAAAGGACGUUGCAUUUCUCUGCUUUCGUGGUCCUAGCUCUCUUCUAUCCUGGAGAAAGACGUUGUUUGUGCCUUUUUAAAAUGAAAUACAGUCUUAAUAUAAAUGUCCUGUAUAUCCAUUUCAAAACUAAAUUAUUUUUAAAUUAAGUUAGAUUUUUUAAAUAUUGACUGAUUUAUUUAAGCCGCUGUUUUUCUUAGAAAAUGAGGUGAAACUUUUUUCUCUUUUUACCUUCUCUUAUUCCUAAAAUAUGCCUCUGUAAGUGCUCCUUAGAGCGUCCUCUUCAUGACAUUCAAAAACAUUCAUUAAUCAUUUAAACAUGACUGUUUGAUAAUAGAUUUUCAGAUGGAUCUAAGAAUAGGAACAUCAAUGGGAUGUUAUUGAAGACUUGUUGAAGUAGGCUCAAAAUGAUUUUGUUUCUAUUCUGUCAUGUCCGUUUAAAGCAGAGAAGACACACUUGUCAAGUCAAAUUUAUUUUUAAAACACCUUUUUUUUUCUUAUUAGCGUCAUUGUGGUUGUUCACAGAGUAACACGAAACAAAUACAACAAAGCAGAGCAAAAAUAAAACGGAACAAAUAGUCUUAUUGAUGACGAGCACUUCAAGUUAUUGGAUGUUCAUUUGGAUCAUUAGCAAAACUAACAGCUCAUCAAUGUUGUGCCAAAUGUUGUUAAACAGUGUGUGUGUGGUGCUGCGUAACUAAAGGACUGUACUUUCCUCUACCUCAUUACAGUGUGGACAUGAUUCAAUUCUCCCAUGACGAGCUGGCUCGCACGCGUAGCAUAUAAAAAUGUGAAAUAUACAAUUCAUUUGGUAGCAUCUAAACAACGUUUUUAGAAAAUCAUGGUUAUUAAAUAGUUAUUAAUGAACAACGUGACUGGCUUUCUAUCCUUAGCCUGUCAGCUGAUGCAAUAAUGUGGAUUAUGUAGAUAUUUCGGGGAUUUCUUCUGACCUUUUUUACUGAAAAAUAAAUUUAUUUGCAAAUGUA